This is a messenger RNA of Paramuricea clavata, 1061 nucleotides long. The record is from the annotation of a GenBank genome assembly. NCBI's taxonomy places the organism in Eukaryota, Metazoa, Cnidaria, Anthozoa, Malacalcyonacea, Plexauridae.
AUGUCAAAAUCAGGUUCUAGCUCAAAUUCAGAGUAUGAAACUGAAGUUUUUGGAAAUAUUUAUGAGGAUUAUGAGGGACAAGGAGAACUAGAAGUGGAAAACGAUUUCCAACAUGGCGGAUCUGAGGCGGACACGAACAAUAUUAGUAACUUUACCAAUGUUUACAUGGACGAACCUCUCGCAGAUGAGAUCUGGUUAAAUGAAUAUUUAAAAAACAAAGCAGAAGAAGAAAGGCAAAUGGCAGAGUAUCAGAAACGGCUCGAGGGACUUACACCGAUUAAUUCACGGUAAGAAUUUUAAUAAUUCUAGAUUCUGUUCCGAAGUAUCACAUACUCGAACCGACCUGACCGCGUAGCUCAGUUGGAAGAGCAUUGCCAUUGGGCUAGUAUUCCAAAGGUCGUAUGUUUGAUUCCCGGCCCAGUGACCAUGGUCAGGCAUAUUUUUCAUGCUUGCCCGGUGUGGGUACAUACUCAGAGUAUUAAACAUCACAAGCAUCAUAUUCACAUAAGUACAUUUUUUAAUACACCAACACAGAAAAAAAUCAAUUUUAAUAAAUGUUAUAUUUUUAAAUAUUUUUUCAAUAUGAAAUCUAAGCUAAAAACGUGCCAGGUGCCGGCAAAAUAGUCACUUUUUGUAUCUUUUGUAAUACAGUAUAGUAUAAAGAAUUACCAGCUUAGUUUAUAAAAGUAUUAUUUGACAAAAUAUUGCUUUAUAGCUCACUUGCAUAGAACAAUGAAUUGAGAUUUAUUUAGUACGUAUAUAUUUUUUUAGGUGUAAAUGUGGGAACUGUAACACAAGUUUUUAAAAAAUGCAAAAAAUGUAAGUGUUGCAAGGAAGUUAAAGGAUGCCUGGCUGCUUUACAGAAAGAAAAUGUUAUACAAGCUGUUUGUGAAGAACCAAUAUGCAUUACAGGUCACCCAGGUUUUGCUGCAGUUUACUUAAAUGCUUGGAGUCCACAUUUGUCAGCUGGUUUGUUCAAAACACGCCAAGAAAGGAAGUAUCAGAAAACUGGUGCUGAAGAAAGGUAUUAUAAGAUCAAAGUUAAUAGAAAACAUGACUGA